UGAUGUGACGCAAUCACGUCGACAUGGAGCAGAAUGUCAAAGGAAACUUUUUCAACAUCUUGUGGAAUCAAGGCCACGGAGAACUGAGACUGUUUUGACAGCAAAGCGAGGAACUACCCAGUACCAGCACUGUGUUCCUAAUAAGGUGCUCCGCGAGUGUUAUAUUUGUGUUUCGCGAGAAUGUCGAAGACUCUUGUCCCUCCUCGCACGCCGUACAGGGCCACCAGAAAACGUGCUAUGUUGUGACUGAAUGAGACGUCGUUCCUUGAACCGUGAAACAGCCACAGUUUCGUCCCUGAGUGCAUGUUCAGACUGAACCGCGAACUUCUCAUGGCUUUCGCACUGUAAGUCGCUGCUGUUUUAAAACUCGGAAAACGCCCGUGUUAGCCUCAGCUGUUAAGCUAACGGCUAAUACAGCCGAAGGGGAGUAACCAAAACAAGGAGGUAGCCCGCUGCUAUACUGAGCUUAAAUACGUGGUUUGUAACCAGCGCGCAAAAAGCCUCUCUCCGCUAACAUGUCAGCCGCGCAGAACGAGUCGAGGAAGCGGAGCAAGAAGCGGUACGUGGCCGGCCACCACAGCAAACGGUGGAAGGGCUCCCGAGAGCUGGAAGUGGGCAUGGAGGGGAUUCUCAUCACAUGCAACAUGAACGAGAGGAAGUGCACCGCGGAGGCCUUCAAUCUGCUCAGCGAAUACGCCGACAGGCUCUACGGACCCGAGAAGUUGCAAGAUAAUACUGGGAGCAGCAGUGAAGAAGAGGAGGCUGAGGAAGAAGACGUUGACGUUGCACUGAAGAAGGAAGUGGCACAGCUGCAAGCAUCUGGAACUAAACAAGAGAGACGCUUCCAGGCUUUGGACAGCGGGGCAAACAAUGUCAUCUUCAUCAGAACUCAAAACCUGGAAUCUGACAAGCUGGUUCAUCACAUCCUCUCUGAUCUCCACACCACCAAGAAGAAGAAGUCCCGCGUGAUCCUUCGGAUGCUACCAGUAACUGGGACAUGCAAGGCCUUCCAGGAUGAUAUGGUGAAGUACCUGACCACUUUCUUGGAGCCUUGGUUCAAAGCCCCAAAUUGUGCUACCUAUCAGAUCGCCUUCAAGGCCCGCAACAGCAGCCACAACAAGAGAGAUGAAAUCAUCAAAUCAAUUGCAGGUCUUGUGGGGAAGCUGAAUCCUAAAAACAAAGUGGAUUUGACAAACCCAGAACUGACAAUCAUUGUGGAGGUCAUCAAGGCAGUGUGUUGCAUCAGCGUGGUAAAAGACUAUACGCUGUAUAGAAAGUACAAUGUUCAGGAAGUAGUAAAAGAGGACGCACCAAAGCCUGAUGUGACCACAGCAAAAACAGAUACAAACAAACCGGAGGAGAUGGAGAAACAGAAUGCAGGGGAGACGAACCAAGAAGAAAAGAGAGGUGAAGAGGAAAAUGACAAAAAUCUGCCACAGGACAACGAGGAGGUUGAGAAGGGUGAAGGUGAGGGGGACUAAGUGGUCGGAUUUGAAGAAACUGAUUGUCUGUUAGUCAGUUAGAUUAAACGUUUCUCAGACAUUAAGUUGCAUUAUAUUGUAGAACUUUUGUUUUAAAUUGAAGGAAAUAUGUAAUUUUUUUUUUGUUCAUGACUGAUAACAUUACUCGACAAGAUAAUGAGGUUGGCAAGAGUCAAACAGGAUCCUAAUAUAAUUUAAUGUCUUUUUUUCUUCUAUUCAUAAAGAUAUCUUGAUAAAUCGGUACCAACUUCAUUGAGAUGUCUGUUUUUAAAUAGCAGUGAUUUGACUCUGCAGUAUAACUGCUCACAAGUUUUUGUUUUUAAAAUGAUGAAUUUCUUUUUUUAAUUUGUAUGUAAUUUUAUUUUUGACAUUUUAAAUUUAAAAAAAAAAAAAAAAGAACAGUUUGGUUCUGGUCAGCUUGUGUGUCACAUGUAGUAAUAGACUGUUUUUGUAAGAAAUGUUAUUUCCUAAAGCAGUACCUGAAUUAAAGCUGCUUGUGUUUUUGACGGUA
This is a messenger RNA of Xiphias gladius (swordfish), 1992 nucleotides long. RefSeq names its product THUMP domain containing 1 (gene thumpd1). Gene Ontology annotation, molecular function: RNA binding. The record is from RefSeq and is a predicted model, not a curated record. Bases 516 to 1481 code for a protein of 321 amino acids. Gene Ontology annotation, biological process: tRNA modification. NCBI's taxonomy places the organism in Eukaryota, Metazoa, Chordata, Actinopteri, Istiophoriformes, Xiphiidae. The transcript has 5 exons.